UAUAUAAGAGUAGACGGCGACGGAGAGCAGCAAUCAGUAGUCUUCAGUAGCAAGAUGAGAUUCCUGAUCCUGACGUCCGUCCUAGCGUGCGCGGCCGCAGCGCCAUCUGGCGCGUUAGUCGGCUCGCUGCCAGUCCCCGCUGUGGCCACCAUAGCAGCCGUCAAGACAGUCCCUGUCAACCCUAUCAUCCCUGCCAUACCUAUUGUCAAAACCAUCCCUACUCUAACUGCUAUCCCUGUAGCAGCCCCUACGAUUUCCCCAGGAGACAUCCAAGCGGCCGCUAUCAAUGCAAAAGUUGAGGUAGAAGAUUAUUUACGAGCAGCCGCAGACAAAAACAGGGAAGCGACUGAACAGGCUUUAAAAGAUCAAGCGGAUAAAAUCGUCGAAGCCAGCAAUCUAGCUAGCGAGAAGAAUCAAGACGCGUUUUGGGAGGUCGAAGAUAAAAAAUGGCAAGCAUUGACAGCAUUGCAGACCGCUCAGGCUAAAUUAGACGGCAUUGUCGCUAGCAACGCUGAUCUAUUAGGCAAAGCAGUUAUAGCACCAACUGCAGCUGUGAUCACACAAAAUGCUGCCGUCGCGCCAUUCGUAUACAGCCCCGUGGCGAUCAAAACUGAAGAAAAGAAAGAGGAAAACAAAGAUUACAAAGCUGAGGAUAUCAAAGAAGAUUCCGUUCAAAUAGAAUCAGCGGCGAAUGAAGUACAAACUGUGAAAUCUGGCGAAGCACAGUUCGUGGCUUUGAAGACACCAGCAGCUGUUGCGGAGAAUGAGCAGAAGGUGGUGGCUGAAGCCAAGCUGAAGGAAGGAGCGAUCGUCGCUCCGGUACUAGCUAAUCUAGGGUUCCCGUUGUAUGCUGCACCUAUUGCUGGAGUUCCGGUUAAUCUGAAUGAAGUCGGCUGGCAGACCACCCUACUUCAACCAGGAGUCAAGAUCAUCAGUCCUGGGGUCACACUGACCCAAGAGGGUGUGGUCGAUGCAAAAACAUCAUGGUAACCAAUCCGCCGUCAAGAUAUUGAGGUUAAGAAUCAAUUUUCACAGACCUAUAUCAAGAUAGUACGAUGGAAAUUACUAUAUACAGAUUUGAAGUAAUUUGUAAUGAUCAAUUGAUUGCAUUUGUUGAUAAAUUUCGUACACGACACGUCUACAGGAUCAAAAAAGCUACAGAAAAACUAUGUGCUGAAGGCAGACGUAAUCAAAAUCGGUCUUUAAUAGUACAUUGUGACACAUGACAACACUCAACGGCCCACAUUAAAAAGCCUUGAAGAAUGGAAGCUGAUAAUUGAUUGUUAAACUAAAAUAUUGUAACUGUGAUUAAAACAUAAGUAUGUAAUUUAAAA
Plodia interpunctella (Indianmeal moth) is the source of this 1334-nucleotide messenger RNA. Its product is annotated as pupal cuticle protein PCP52-like. NCBI's taxonomy places the organism in Eukaryota, Metazoa, Arthropoda, Insecta, Lepidoptera, Pyralidae. The transcript is spliced from 3 exons. Bases 55 to 990 code for a protein of 311 amino acids. The record is from RefSeq and is a predicted model, not a curated record.